Molecule: messenger RNA, 961 nt
Organism: Myodes glareolus (Bank vole)
Lineage: Eukaryota; Metazoa; Chordata; Mammalia; Rodentia; Cricetidae
Source: RefSeq, a predicted model, not a curated record
UACAAAGCCCACAAUCCUCAGAGCUCAGCCGUGCAUUGCGUUUCCGGAAGUUCCUGCGAUAGUUCCCGUCUUCCCUUUCGGUCUUCGGAGAGGUAGAGCAAGGUCGUGAAGGAAGAGGAGUGUGGUGGUGCGGUCAUUUAUUCCGCCUUCCACCCCUACGCUCCUCGCUGAGCUUCCCGCCGCGCCAUGUUGGGCCAGAGUGUCCGGAGGUUCACCACCUCCGUGGUCCGUCGCAGCCACUACGAGGAGGGUCCGGGGAAGAAUUUGCCGUUUUCGGUGGAAAACAAGUGGCGCUUACUGGCAAUGAUGACUGUGUACUUUGGGUCCGGAUUUGCUGCUCCUUUCUUCAUAGUGAGGCACCAGCUUCUUAAGAAAUGAGAAUAUUUAAUUCAUCCAUUUAACAGCCCUGUCUGUCCUGGAACUCAAGUCUGUAGACCACUCUGAUUUCGAACUCAGAACUACACCUGCAUGUACGUCCUCCAGGUAUGUGCCACCACCGCCAGGCUACUUUUUCCAGUCUUAACACCUAGGUAUAUAAUACGUUCUAUGAAACCCCCAAGAAAGAAAAUACUCUGGUGUUUGUUUUCUCUCGAUCUAAGAUAUCUGCUAUGGUAUUAGUAAAUUAACCUGCUGAAGUUGAGAAAUGCUGUAUUAAGGAAAAAUGUUACUACAUCUCCAUAGAUAUUGCAUCUAUGCAUAAGGGUUUAUUUAUGCAAUGUUUUGGUACAUGUGAUGAAGCAAAUCAGUAUGAAAAAUUCAUGAUACUGUAAACGCUUUCUGAUGUAUCAAAUUGGUAGAAGAUAAGAAACUAGAUAAGUCUAGUCAGAUGGAUUUCUAAUACCAUUAAUUUUGUUUUUAUUUUUCAGAAUGAAGAUUGUUUAGGAGAUUGAUCUGAAAAUUGGAUUAAACUCUUGAACUCUUAUUACUAAAUAAAAUUGUAAAUAAAUAUGUGACAUAAAUA